This is a messenger RNA of Elgaria multicarinata webbii, 3472 nucleotides long. RefSeq names its product ilvB acetolactate synthase like (gene ILVBL). Gene Ontology annotation, cellular component: acetolactate synthase complex. Gene Ontology annotation, molecular function: magnesium ion binding; acetolactate synthase activity; flavin adenine dinucleotide binding. Lineage: Eukaryota; Metazoa; Chordata; Lepidosauria; Squamata; Anguidae. The transcript is spliced from 16 exons. The coding region runs from base 133 to 2310 and encodes 725 amino acids. The record is from RefSeq and is a predicted model, not a curated record. Gene Ontology annotation, biological process: L-valine biosynthetic process.
UCCUCCUCCUCCCCUCCCUUCCUCCGCCUCCUCCCCCUUCCCUUCCCUUUCCCUCCCGGGCUCAGUCCCGCGCUACGCCUCCUUAGAGUAGACCCGUCCAAAUGCACGGGCCCUGAGUUGGGCUGCCGUCGGAUGCAACCCGAAAGCGGCUUCUGCCUGGCAGCGGCAGCGGCAGCGCGCUGCUCCGCCCCUGCGAGCCUGGCAGCGGAUUUGUUUAUUUACUCUUUCCUCUUCCCUCUCGCCCUUUUGAUACCGCCCAAACAGCCGACGCUGCGUGGGCGGUUCACAGCCUGCUUUCUGCCCGCGCCGCACUUUGCUCGGAGCGCUGCUGCCUUCGGUCGCGGGUUGCACGUCGGAAGCGCUGCGUGGCUGCUUGCUCGAAAGGAGUGCUCCCUGGGCUGGCUUCAAAUGGAUCCUGACAUGACCGAUGUCACCGCAGCCUUGGGAGGCGCCUCGACAUGGCUCUUGGCAGUGCUGGGGACUCUUACAGUGACUCUUCUUGGGGCAGCACACAAACUGGGGCUCAUCCAGCAGCUCUGGUAUCAGGUGGACCCUAAGAGCACUCGACAUGGUGGGGAGAUUGUGGCAGAAGUGCUGAAGGCUCAUGGUGUGCACUACCUGUUCACGCUGGUGGGUGGACACAUCUCGCCUAUUUUGGUGGCCAGUGAAAAGCUGGGCAUUCGUAUUGUGGACACGAGGCACGAGGCGACAGCUGUAUUUGCAGCAGAUGCGGUGGCCAGGCUUUCAGGGACAGUGGGAGUUGCUGCAGUGACAGCAGGACCUGGAGUGACAAACACUGUGACAGCUGUGAAAAAUGCCCAGAUGGCAGAAUCUCCUGUGUUGUUGAUUGGAGGGGCAGCAUCCAGACUGCUGAAGGGCCGAGGAGCUCUCCAGGAUAUUGACCAGCUGACCCUCUUCAAAUCACUCUGCAAAUUCUGUGCUUCAGUGAAGUCUGUCCGAGAUAUUGGUCCUGUGUUGCAAAAAGCCAUUGCCAUUGCCCAGUGCGACACUCCAGGCCCUGUAUUUGUGGAAUUUCCUUUGGAUAUUCUAUAUCCCUACCAUUUGGUAGAGAAAGAAAUGUCCAAGAAGAGUGCUUCUAAGAGCCUGACAGGAAAGGUUGUUAACUGGUAUCUGCACAGGUAUAUGGCGAACAUCUUUGCCGGGGCAUGGCAGGUGCGGAACUUUUCACCUCUGCCAGUGACCGUGCCGAAGGCCACAAAGGAACAGGUACAACGGUGUGUGGAGCUCAUCAGCCGGGCUAAGAAACCAGUCAUUCUUCUUGGCAGCCAAGUGACCCUGCCUCCAACACCAGUAAAGAAGCUCAGAGAGGCUAUAGAGGAACUCGGGAUCCCAUGCUUCCUGGGAGGCAUGGCCCGUGGCAUGCUGGGAAAGAACAGUCCAUUGCACAUCUGUCAGAACCGCCGUGAGGCACUCAGGGAGGCAGAUGUGGUCAUUCUUGCAGGCACAGUCUGUGAUUUUCGUCUGUCAUAUGGACAUGUCUUGAGUAAACGCAGCAAAAUUAUCGCUGUUAACAGGAACCGGGAACAACUGCUGAAAAAUGCACAUAUAUUCUGGACACCUCACAUAGCCGUAAAGGGAGAUGCCGGCUCCUUCCUGGUGCGCUUGAGCCAAGAGUUGAAGGGCUAUUCGUGUCCCCAGGACUGGAUAACGAGUCUGAAGGAGGCUGAUCACAAGAAAGAGAAAGCAAACAGAGAGAAGGCAGAAGUGCCGACAGAGCAGCACCUGAACCCGCUGAAGCUGCUGCACCAUGUGGACUGUUUGCUCCCAGAAGACAGUGUGCUGGUUGCAGAUGGAGGUGACUUUGUGGGGAGCGCUGCCUAUAUUGUGAAGCCCAGGGGGCCACUCGGCUGGCUGGAUCCAGGAGCCUUUGGAACCUUGGGGGUUGGUGGAGGUUUUGCCUUAGGAGCCAAGCUCUGCCGGCCGGACUCAGAGGUCUGGAUCCUGUAUGGAGACGGCUCUCUCGGGUUCAGCAUCAUGGAAUUUGACACCUUUGUGCGGCACAAGAUACCAGUCAUCGCCUUGGUGGGGAAUGAUGCCUGCUGGGGCCAGAUCUCCCGAGAUCAAGUGUCCUUGCUGGGUAGCAAUGUAGCUUGUGGCCUGGAGUAUCUCGAUUACCACGUGGUGGCAGAAGGUUUAGGAGGGAAAGGCUUCCUACUCAGCCGCCAGAAUGAGGAGCAAAUGGAUGACAUCCUCAGAACAGCGCAGUCUGAGUGCAGGCGUGGGCGACCCGUCCUCCUCAAUGCCCUGAUAGGGAAAACAGACUUCCGCGAUGGCUCCAUCUCUGUGUAGUGGGGUGCAGCCUGUGGGGCCCAGCUGGAGAGGAGAGCUUCUGCCUCGCGCCGAGGGAGCUGGCUCAAAUGAAUGUCUCCCGGGUACCUUUGUGUGGGCAGCCCUGGGGGUCAGAAUCGCUAGCCCCUGCCCUGGCUCCACGAGCCCUCUUGCAGCCCUUCUACCAAUGCCAGGUGCCCUCUACUUCUUAACUCGGAUGUCCUGCUGAAGUCUUCGUUUGUGCUCCGCCCCCACCAUUUGCACACAGGUAGUAACAGAGAGUUUAACCCGUUUCUUGGUGAAUCACUUUUACUGGUUUUAGUGGCAGCUUUCAUUUCAUUAUGUCUAACACCAUAACAUUCUCUGAUUGAUUAGCUCAUGCUUUACUUGCCAUAGCCAGGACCAAAGAACACCGCCUUCCUCUUCCCCACCCUGCCAAGUACACAUUUCCCCACUUCAGGUUUAAGAAUGGGGGCUGGGGGGCCGGGGGGGGGCCUUCAGGUGUUUUGGCCAACAAUUCCCAUCAGCACUCACCAUUGGCUAUACUGGCUACAACUGAUGGGAAUUGUGGGCAAAACAUCUGGAAGGCCACAAAUUGCUACACCCCUUUUCCAACACAGGUAGACAUGGCUCACUCCUAAAGCAGCCAUGUAAGUAGAUCUCUGCUGUUGGGUUUGCAACUGAAACUGGGAUUGAUUGAUUGAUUGCCCCACCUCUCUCCUCAGACUGGGUGCUCUAUUUUCUUCCUUGGGGGACUUAGAAGGGACUUUUAGCCCUCAGAAUAUCCUUUCCAUCCCCAUGUGUACAUGUAGCUAUCUGGUCAUGCAGCAGUAUUGGGUGCGAAUUUGGUGCUGGACAGGCUGAUAGCACAUCCUUUUGAACCCCACCUGUACAUUGCCUAGGUCCUCUGCCAGCCCUACAGAUACUUUCCUGCCCCAGCAACUGCUCAUAUUCUGACUGAGGAUAGUCUUGUGCCUAUAAGCAGCUUCUCCUUUUGUCUGCCCCCUAAGGCUAGCAUUCCCUGCCCUUCUGGUAAACAUUCUCAGGAAAGGGGGAUAGCAGGCGAACCAUGGGAGGGUGUUGAAAGAGUCAUUCUCGGACUACUCUUCUGCCUUUGCCUCUGCCCCUUCAGAAAUGACUGUGCAGCCUUCUGCAGUGCAAACAAUAAAGGGAUAGGACUCUU